Zonotrichia leucophrys gambelii is the source of this 6303-nucleotide messenger RNA. RefSeq names its product SEC14 like lipid binding 5 (gene SEC14L5). The transcript has 17 exons. Gene Ontology annotation, cellular component: cytoplasm. The record is from RefSeq and is a predicted model, not a curated record. Bases 184 to 2307 code for a protein of 707 amino acids. NCBI's taxonomy places the organism in Eukaryota, Metazoa, Chordata, Aves, Passeriformes, Passerellidae.
GCCGCCGCAGCCGCGGGAGCCGCCGAGAGCGGGAUGGGUCCGGCCGGGCUGCGCCGCGCCCGCGGACUUAUAGCAAGAAUCCCUGUUGCUUUGAGAAGCACAAUGACCAUCUCACAGCUCUGUUUGGAGGAGAGGGCAUAGAAAGUCUGCUGCCACUGCACUCUGCCGAGGUGUGUGGUAAAAAUGGUGCAGAAAUACCAGUCCCCAGUUCGAGUCUACAAAUACCCUUUUGAGCUCGUCAUGGCAGCCUACGAGAAACGCUUUCCUACGUGCCCAGAGAUCCCAGUGUUCCUGGGGAGUGAAAUCCUGCACGAAUCCCGGAGCGAGGACGGAGCCAUCCACGUCAUCGAGCGCAGCUGCAAGCUGAACGUGGACGCUCCCAGGCUGCUGAAGAAGAUUGCAGGGGUGGAGCACGUGUUCUUCAUCCAGAGGAACACGGUGAACUGGAGGGAGCGGACGCUGCGCAUCGAGGCCCACAACGAGACCUUUGCCAACAGGGUGGUGGUCAGGGAGACCUGCAGCUACUCAGUUCACCCUGAGAAUGAGGACUGGACCUGCUUUGAGCAGUCAGCCUCCCUUGACAUCAAAUCCUUUUUUGGCUUUGAAAGCACUGUGGAAAAAAUUGCCAUGAAGCAGUACACCUCCAACAUCAAACGGGGCAAGGAGGUGAUCGAGCACUACCUGAAGGAGCUGAUCUCGCAGGGGAUCACGUUCAUCCCUCGCUGGAGCCCUCCCGCGGCGGAGGAGGAGCGAGCCCCGGCUCCGGGGCGGGCCCCCGGUGCCGCCCCGCAGGAAUCCGGGGCUGCUGGCACCAGCCGGGACCCUCCUGGCAGCCCCUGCCCGCCCCCCGAGCCUGCCAGCCCCGACGGUGACAAACUGGACGCUGACUACAUCGAGCGCUACCUGGGCCAGCUGACCCCGCUGCAGGAGAGCUGCCUGAUCCGCCUGCGCCAGUGGCUCCAGGAGACCCACAAGGGAAAGAUCCCCAAGGAUGAGCACAUCCUGCGGUUCCUGCGCGCCCGCGACUUCAACAUCGACAAAGCGCGGGAGAUGCUGUGCCAGUCGCUGGCCUGGCGCAAGCAGUACCAGGUGGAUCUCAUCCUGCAGUCCUGGAGACCCCCAGCCCUGCUGCAGGAGUACUACACUGGGGGCUGGCACUACCAGGACAAAGAUGGGCGGCCGCUCUACAUCCUCCGCCUCGGGCAGAUGGACACCAAGGGUUUGGUGAAGGCCCUGGGAGAGGAGUCCCUGCUGCGACACGUUCUGUCCAUUAAUGAGGAGGGACAGAAGAGAUGUGAGGAAAACACCAACAUCUUUGGCCGCCCCAUCACAUCCUGGACGUGCCUGGUGGACUUGGAAGGGCUCAAUAUGAGGCACCUCUGGCGGCCUGGGGUGAAGGCCCUGCUCAGGAUCAUCGAGGUGGUGGAGGACAACUACCCUGAGACCCUGGGGAGGCUCCUGAUUGUGAGGGCUCCACGGGUCUUCCCUGUGCUCUGGACCCUGGUCAGUCCCUUUAUCAAUGAGAACACAAGGCAGAAGUUCCUCAUCUACAGUGGCAAUAACUACCAGGGCUCAGGAGGGCUGGUGGAUUAUGUGGACAAGGAUGUGAUCCCAGACUUCCUGGGAGGAGACUGCAUGUGCACUGUCUCAGAGGGGGGGCUGGUCCCCAAGUCCCUGUACCAGAGCGAGGACGAGCCCGAGAACUCGGAUCACAUCCGCCUGUGGACAGAAACCAUCUACCACUCUGCCAGUGUCCUCAGAGGAGCCCCACACGAGAUACUCGUGGAGAUCCUGGAGGGGGAAUCUGUCAUCACCUGGGACUUUGACAUCCUGAAGGGAGAUGUGGUGUUCAGCCUCUUCCACUCCAAACGAGCUCCUGAGCCGAGUCACAAAGAAGCCACAGCACCAAGUCCCUGUGGUGCAGGGGACAACGUGCAGCUCAUUGACAAGAGCUGGGUGCUGGGGGUGGAUUACAGCAGGGUGGAGUCUCCCCUGGUCUGCAGGGAAGGAGAGAGCAUCCAGGGCUCCCAUGUCACUCGCUGGCCUGGCUUCUACAUCCUGCAGUGGAGGAUGCACGGGCCCCUGCCCUGCUCCAGCUCCAGCCUGCCCCGUGUGGACGAUGUCCUGGCCUCCCUGCAGGGCUCCAGCCACAAGUGCAAGCUCAUCUACUACUACGAGGUGCUGGCCUCCAAGGACUUCAGGGGAUCCAUGUCCAGCCUGGAAUCCUGCACCAGUGGCUUUUCCCAGCUGAGUGGAGUCACCACAUCUUCCAGCCAGUCCCAGAGCAGCUCCCACCUCUCCAGAUAGCAGAGCCAGGGCUGCAGCACCAGGGGCACCCAAACCAAAGAGCUCCAGGGCUGAGCCGUGGGGCAGCCACAGCCAUUUGGACACAGAGAGGCCUCUGGGGGCUGCUUCAACCACAAAAACUGAAAUUCCAAGGGCAGGUUUAGGGGUUUGGGCUCAGCUGCCUGCUCCUCAGUAGCCUCCUUCACCACCUGUGGGUUUGCAGGACCCCACUCCACUCCAAAGGGCUCUUUUCAGUUCUUUCCCCCAGAGGAGGCUGAUGUUGCCUUACCUGCUGCCCCUUGAGGGAAUUCCUGGGGGGCAAAACAAGGGAAUGUCCUGGGUGCCCACAGGGUUCUGCUCCCACACUGGGCAGUCAGGGGGGCAUUCCAGGGGCAGGGCCUUGGCAGGACCUCCCAACACCUGGGUACAGGCAGCAUGGCUCAGAAAUCACUUCCAGGCCAAACCAAAAACUCUCCUGGUCUGGCAGGAUGCUCUGGGAAAUGUGUUGGAUUUUUGUAACCCUGCUGAGAAACAAAGUUAAAAGGUUUUGGUUUUUUUUUUUUUUUUUUAGAAAUUCCAGGCAUUGAAUCUGCCUGCAGUGAGUGGCAUCUUCCAAACUAUUGUUUCUUUUUACUCAGGUUUACAGCAAUAAUGGGUAGGUCUGUCCCAUUCCCAAGUGGAUGGGAACUGAAUCCCGUCCUAAAGGGCUAAGCAAAGCAAUAUUUGAUUUCCUGUAGGCACAAGAUUUCCUGGCAGUAUUACAGAACUUGCUUCUUCUAAACAUGAGCUCACUUGAAACCAUUCAGAGAGGCAUGUAUGUAUGUAAGCACUUACUGAAGCCUAUUUAUUCUAUACUAGCUUAUUUUAAAUUAAUUUUUAACUUAUUACGUCAGAAAUGACUAUUUAUUAAAUACAGUCACCUUUUUUAAUGGGAUGAACUUUGUUUUAGAAAGGAAUAAUUGAUUGUCUUCAAUCCCAAGCAAUCUUUCUGCUUGGGUCCUGAUCUUUGUGAUCAGUGGAUGUUCUUGCAAAAGGGCUGCAUUGGGUAAGGGCUUGUGUCACCUUCCUUGCAAGGAAAGGUGAGAGUCCAGUGCUUUUUUAGAUUGUUUUUUAGGAUUAAGAAACGAGGAUAUAGUUCAGGAGUUGGCAUAAAGAUGCACUGUCUUCCUACACACCAAAAAUGCCACGUUUGUCCCUAAUCUCUGAUUGUUCCUGUAGUCAGGUUGGGGAGCAAAGUUAUCCAUGUUCUUGUCCAGGUGAAAAAAUGAUGAGAGCAGGUGUCAAAACUCACCAAGUUUUUAUUCAGGAAUCUGUGAAGUUGUUCCUUCCCACCCUGUUUUUUUAUAAUCACUGGUUUUGAAGCACCAGGCUCUGCCAAAUGAGAAAAGAGCCAAAAUAUUUGGGACAAUGGGAGACCAAGAACUUGACAUGGGGUUUUUUAAGGAUUGGAGCCAAGGGAAUCACUCUGCACCUUGCAUCUCUCCCUGUGAACAGGUAACUUGGUUAUGUAGAGCUCAGGGAAGUUCUGAUUUCCAGUUCUCAGUUGUUCCAUAGACUUUCAUGUUUCUCCCAGACAAAUGAAACUUCUGUCUCUGGCAUUUCAGCAUAACUGGAGUCUGAUAAAGAGGGACAAAUGUAAAUGUAAUUCCUACAUUUCCUCUGGAAAGUCGGGAAUUCUGGAAGCAGAAGUGCAUGUGUGUAUCCCUCAUGGAAAAUCCUUGACCCAGAAUAAAAUCUAAUUUAGAAACAGUUUCAGUCUCCCAAAGCCUCAGGAGCAAACCCAGCCCUGUCCCCCUGUGCUGUUUCAGGAUUUUACCUUCCCUUCUCACGUGGUUGCUCACAUCCUGUUCCUGGGUUUGCUCUGGGUAAGAAUCUCUUCCUUUGCCCUGAAUUUGUUUUUUUGGUAAUUUUGUUUUGAGAUGUGGGAUGUGCUGUUUUCUGCUCACCAGAAGUUUGACUUUUGUCAGUGGAGGAAUUUGGCCCUGGCAGAUCUCUCAAGGGUGAGGUCAGGGCUGGUUCCACAGGGUGCUCCUGGCUCUGGGGACAUCCCAAUCCCAGUUUUUCCUCUUGUCCCUUGGCAGUCCCACUCCUCUGCCCAUCAGAGAUCGUGCACAGGUUUGUGAAGCAGAUUGUGACCUCUCCAGGCUGCCUGCUUUAUCCCACCUGACAAUUUACUCUGAAAUCAAUUUACAUAAUUCAGUAUUUUUUCCUUUUUCUCCUGAAUAUUAACAGGAGAAAGGAAACAACAGCCUGGAUGCUGUGCUGUGCUUUCUAAACCUGACCUUGUGAACUGCAGAUCCCAGAGACACAGAAUUCUUCUACAUCACCUUUUCCCCCUCCAACUACAUCAGUGUGCUUAGAAAAUAAACUCAGAGUUUUCUUCACAGUGAGCUGAGUCUGGGAGGGAUUUUGGACCCUCAGAAAUCAGAACUUGGGCAAUGGGCUCAUUGUGGGUGGUGCAGCAAAGCCCUCCCGGCAGCGAGGCUGCUGAGCUCGGGCUGUGUGCAGGGAAGGAGCUGCUGGGUAAAAAGUGGCUCCCAGGAAAUUGGGGCUGUCCCUGGUUCAGAUAUUCCCUAUGCAAACACAACACCUACCUCAGAGCUGGUGCCAUGCCCGUGGGGGCAGGGGAGGGCAGGAUGCUGUGCCACGGGUGGCACCUGCAUUGCCAGAGCUCUCCAGGUGUGCCCCAUUGCCUGGGCUGGAAGGGCAAACAGAGCCCGAGGGGGGAUGGAUGGAUGUUGGAUGGCCUCAGCUGCGGUUCAGGGCACCGUCUGAGCCGGGUUUUGCUGCUCUCUGCUGGAGGAGGAUGAGGAGGAGGAGGAGAAGGGCUGAGCCCCGGGGCACAGGGGCGGCUCCAGCCCCGCAGGUGGCACCGGAGCCGGGAGCGCUGGGAGUCGGCUCGGGGCUCUCUCAGGGAGGCACCAGAACAGCUCAGUGAUUCCUGAGCUCAUUCCACAGCUCCUGAGCUCAGCUCAUUCCUCAGCUCCUGAGCUCAGCUCAGUGAUUCCACAGCUCCUGAGCUCUGCUCAGUGAUUCCUGAGCUCAGCUCAUUCCUCAGCUCCUGAGCUCAGCUCAGCCAUUCCACAGCUCCUGAGCUCAGCUCAGUGAUUCCACAGCUCCUGAGCUCAGCUCAGUGAUUCCACAGCUCCUGAGCUCAGCUUAGCCAUCCUCAGCUCCUGAGCUCAGCUCAGUGAUUCCUCAGCCAUUCUCAGCUCAGUCAUUCCUCAGCUCCUGAGCUCACUGUUGGGAGCAAUUCCUGACACUGAGCAGGCCAGGCACUCCCGAGUGCCUGAGAUGCAGCUGUGCUCUCUGCUCAGCCACUCUGGUUCUGUCUGUUCCUUUUCAGGAAGUGUGGAUAACAAUUUGUAAUCCCGGUUUGGUUUGUUGGCAGAUUCAGAAAAUGCCAUAAUCCACUCUCAGUUCCCAGCAGGAAUUGGUGAGCCCAGCUGCCACCACACUGGGCUGGGGAGCUGCUGGGGCUGAGGCCAGCCCUGCUCCAGGCAGGGAAUCCCUCAUUUCAAAAGGCAUUUUAUGAGCUCACACUGCUUUCAUGUCCCAAAUGUUUGUACUGUGAGCAAUUAAUGCAAGGAACAGCUAUUAGAGAUUGACUUGACAGCAGCUGUCAAAGAUUCCUGCAUGCAAUUAGCUUUAAUAUUCCUCCAACACCUUUGUGAUGCUCCUUACAUCUGAUUAUUUCUCUCUUGGAAGGUGAAAUUGGAGUCAAGUCACAUUUGCUGGCUUUUAGUGACACCACCACCCCCUUCCAAGCUUUCAGUUACACCUAAGUUAAAUGGGCAUUAAUUAAGUUUUUUAGCAGCACUUACUUUCUCUCCUUUGCAGCUGGCUUUGGUUUUAUACACUGAAAUCCUCAUUUUUCUCAGCCAAAACCCUCAAACCUCCUGUAAGAGCCCACUGCAGGGCACUGAAGAAACAGAUGUCCUCCUGUGAUGGUGUCUGUGUGUCCUGGUAGAGCUGUACUUUUGGGUAUGUGAGAAAUAAAACAUCUCUGAGAACAUG